This is a messenger RNA of Daldinia vernicosa, 1165 nucleotides long. RefSeq names its product Sm-like ribonucleoprotein. The transcript has 3 exons. Lineage: Eukaryota; Fungi; Ascomycota; Sordariomycetes; Xylariales; Hypoxylaceae. Bases 182 to 529 code for a protein of 115 amino acids. Gene Ontology annotation, biological process: spliceosomal snRNP assembly; RNA processing. The record is from RefSeq and is a predicted model, not a curated record. Gene Ontology annotation, cellular component: SMN-Sm protein complex; commitment complex; U4 snRNP. Gene Ontology annotation, molecular function: RNA binding.
CCUCAGCAAUCCAUUCGAUUGCUUCGGUUUCCAAUUGUCCAUGUAUCAAUAAUACACAUACAUACACAAUACCUUUAAAGCGCCGCGAACCGUACAUACCUAACGAACUUCGACCGCGCCCUAUCGUCGUCUCUAGUUACAGAAGGCCUUCUGCAACUACUCUCCUUCCAAUUUAAGCAAGAUGACGUCGACAAUCGGCAUUCCCAUCAAGCUUCUCAACGAGGCGCAAGGUCAUAUCGUGACCUUGGAGAUUACCUCGGGCCAGACGUAUCGCGGCAAGCUACUCGAAGCCGAGGACAACAUGAACGUACAACUCAAGGACAUCACGGUCACGGCGCGCGACGGACGAGUAAGCCACUUGGAUCAGGUGUAUAUCCGCGGCAGCCACGUGCGAUUCUUUAUCGUACCCGACAUGUUGAAGAAUGCCCCUAUGUUCCGAAGUCGCAACGCGAGAGGUCGUGGUGUCGGUCUGGCCAGAGGACGAGCGACCGUUAGUAGAGCAAGAGCGAGCGGACGCGGAGGACGAUGAGCAUGUGCGGAUCAGGAAGCUGGCCGUGUCAAUAAUCACCGGCGUUUUUAAAAACAGAUGGGAAAAGUCUGAGAUACCAAUGUGCCAGCCAGUUAUCGGGUGCUACUGGAUACCGCGGUGGAUGGCGUUGUUUACUUAGGUACACUGCUGGCAAAGGAAUAGCUGGAGGAUACGGGGCUAUAUUUAGGGGCUCGUCCUCUUCCACUCUCAAGUAGGCAACCUGACGCUUGCUCGUUUUCAACUCCCUGCUGAACACUACAUAGCCGGUGUCACCGUCUGGAGGGAUGCCAUUGCGAUAGAUUGAGCUGACAAAUAUGGGCGGGAAACGAAGAUAAUUACCGUCAGCACUUGGCGUAUGUAAAUUUUCAGAGAUAAUGAAUUCACAGGUGGCAUUAUUUGAUUGCGGAAACAGGCAUGAAUAUUGAUCUAGGACAGACUUUUGAAAAGUUCAGACCAACAUAUAGGUAGGGGACCUUGAAGACCUGACUUUGAGUUCUCGGGACUGAUAUAGAUAUAUGUGUGCUCAAGGGUUUGCUGUGAGGUACAAUACAAGGUACCUUAAUGAGAACACGUAUAUAAGCCAGGCUCUUCCUUCAUUCAUAUAAACUCAAUCAGUCAAUCAAGCUCCAUAUACAG